Macrobrachium nipponense is the source of this 2578-nucleotide messenger RNA. RefSeq names its product protein fem-1 homolog A-like. Gene Ontology annotation, molecular function: protein binding. The transcript has 6 exons. NCBI's taxonomy places the organism in Eukaryota, Metazoa, Arthropoda, Malacostraca, Decapoda, Palaemonidae. The record is from RefSeq and is a predicted model, not a curated record. Bases 141 to 2009 code for a protein of 622 amino acids.
UCAGGAGUGGUCGGUGAUCUCUCAGUUCUGCUGAAGCGACCAGCGAUUUCUUAUUGCUAAGACGACGGAAAUCUUGGAUUUCUGAGACAUUUUUUUAUAGUGGAGUGUUAUUAUCGAAGGGGGAAAGAGAAUAGGACAAAAUGGCUGAGGCGGGAGAACCUUUCGUUUGCAUCACACAGAAUAUUCGGGGCCGGACAUCUUGCACCAGAGAUACCUCGCGUCUGCGGAACACGCAGCUGGCCGUGGCUGCUCAUCAUGGCCACAUGAGGUGCGUUAAAAUCCUCGUCGAAGAAUACGAAUCGGACAUCGACGCCCCCGGAUUAGUUUCUAUCACCGGGCGAUAUAUUUCCGGAGCUCCUGCGUUAUGGUGCGCAGCUGAAGGUGGCCAUGCGCACGUUGUUGCCUAUCUACUGGGCAAAGGCGCCAAUCCGAAUAUAACCACCGAUUACAAGGCCACUCCGAUGAUUUCUGCAGUUAACAAUAAUUACGUGCACAUCGCCAAAAUUCUUCUCCAGUAUGGGGCUGAGAUAGACUCUGCGAAUUCCCAAGGGGUCACCGGUCUGAUGCAUGCUUCCUGCAACGGACACGUCGAAGCUGUGGAGUUCCUCUUGAAAGCUGGAGCUGACGUGAACCGGAGGAACGUGGACGGGAAGAGUGCGGUGUAUAUGUGCGCCGCGUCUGGACAUCUUCCAGUGCUUAAACUUCUGCUCGACCGCAAUGCUCGUUUGGAUUCAGACUCCUUUGGAAUCACACCUUUGAUUGCGGCCUGCUCCGCUGGCCACGCGCACAUAAUGGAACACCUGUUGAAUAAAACAAAUCUGAUACCGACUAUGGAAGCAAUCGAUGCAAUGGAACUUCUCGGGGCAGUAUUUGCUAAUAAGAGGGAGGUUAUGAUAGCUAUCCAGUACUGGCAAAAAGCAACGAGGCAGAGGUACGUCGACGGAGCUCUGGUUUACCCUAAGGCACAGGAGCCUCUCGUGCAAAGUGGGGAUUUCCGGGAAUUCUCGACUCUGGAAGAGUUGGAGGGACUGGAAACGAAUCGGGAGCAGAUGCUGGUGCAGUCCCUCCUCGUGAGGAUUAGGGUUCUAGGGACGGAACACUUAGAGACGAUGAUCAGCUUCCGGGCCAAAGGAAUCGAUUACGCAGAUGAACGCGAAUUCCAGCGUUGCUUCGAUCUGUGGAUGUUCGCCCUGGCCACAAAGCAACAUCGUCCAGAACCGCUGAGCGAAGGGAGGCUGUUUCACAUUAAGUCGCUCAUCGGACUGUAUACCUACGUGAUCAACACCAGCCCCGAAAACGCCAGAGACACAUGGCCAGUGGUACACUUUGAUAGCUUACUGCGUCUGUUCGAGACCAUUACCGAUGCGACAGAAUCUGUCAUGUCACAUGUCCGUGAAAGCGCUGGACAACCCGCGUCUGUAGCCAGGAAAAGGAUUAAAUAUUACAAUCGCCUUUGCCGCAUUAUCACGCUGCUAAUGCACUUGUUAUUAUCGCUAACAAAAUUGCGGCGCAGCCUCAAAGAGGUUCAGUGGAUCGCAGCGAAAAGGGAAGUCUAUAAUUUGGUGAAGGCGAAGCCCAGGGAUUCCGUAGGUUCAACUCUGCUUCACAUGGCCUGCUCUACUUGUCUCCAGAUGGAUAACACAAUGGUCCCCGUCGUUAUCUUUCCUAAUCUGGAAGUGAUAGAGCUCCUGCUCGACACUGGGGCAGACCCUCGGGCACCUGAUCACGCGGGCGACACUCCCCUCCACACUCUAGCCAAGAACGUGGAGUGUUCCAGAGAGAUGACGCUAGCUCUUCUCAACGCUGGCGCUCACCUGGACGCAAAGAACUAUCAGGGGCAGACCUUCCAGUCCCUGAGGGCCCAGCGGGGGCAGCAGCUCCACGAGCUAGUGAAUCCUUUGCCCUACACCUCUCUGCAGUGCAUGGCAGCAAGGGUGAUUCGUAAACACGGCAUCCUUUACCGGUCAGUCUUACAUCCCCGACUCUCUGCAUUUGUUGACAUUCACUGAUUUUCAUUGCCUGUCUGUAUGUGUGAUGCUAGUUUCAUGUCCUCUACCCUGUAAGAAAUGUUUAAAUAGCACUGUCUUUGGGGAUUUUUUUUUUUAAGCUACUUAAAUUUUUGUUUUUAUCUUUACGUGAAUGGAAGUUAUUAGUCUAAUACAGAUUUUACUUUAGUUAUAAACAUACGAGGAAUUUUGGGGUCUGAAUUGUGAUCAAAGCUACAUAUAUUUCUAGAAUGCGUCCAUUUGCUUUACCCGCGGCAAAUGCGACAUUAAUUUGAAACAAAUUUUCUUUUAUCGGAGUGACAAUAUCAUUAGUGUAAUGUUGUUAGUUUUUUUUUCUGUAUACAGAAAAUAGGUUUUGGCAGAAUGAUUACUGAAGGUUUGAAAUUACUUGGGUAUUCACUUACCCAUUUUCAAGUAAUUGCCAUUAAUUGUGUACUUUAUUUUACUUAGUUUUAUUGAUAGAUUAAGACAGUAGUACUUUUAGGUAACAAACAUUUGUUAUUGUUUUCCCUUUUAUAUUAUAAUUCAAUUUCUUUUAAUAAGACUGAGAAAUAACAUUAACUUUCUGUAAU